Molecule: messenger RNA, 1404 nt
Organism: Coccomyxa subellipsoidea C-169
Lineage: Eukaryota; Viridiplantae; Chlorophyta; Trebouxiophyceae; Coccomyxaceae
Exons: 7
Coding region: 271-1404 (377 amino acids)
Source: RefSeq, a predicted model, not a curated record
GGUUCUCACAAAUCAAAAGGCAACAGGGCCUGCCACCGAGGCAUGGUGCAAGUGUCUGCAGUGCUCAGGAUUGUUAAGAAGACGACCGGUGGCAAGCUGUGGAAUAAGCCCUGGGGGCUGCCUCCCUUGACAAGGACUCAGAAGGCGAACAAGAACAAGGCUCGCAAAGCAGAGCAGAAGGUUGACCAGGUUCUGAGGGAGGCAGCUACCAAGGACCCGUCCCAGGAUCUAGCACAGGCACAGAGACAGUAGCUCAGCAGACGGCACAAGAUGCAGGCCUUCCAGCCUCAGCUUUCGGCGCGCCUCAGCUUGCUGAGGUCUCCCGUCUGCAAUGCCCAGCCUCUGCUACCUGAUGUGGGUCCUACAGCUCCACGUCGAAGAGCAAGUCACGUCGCGGGCUCCAGCUCGGGCGUGCUUCACCGAGAAGGGGGUGUCCUCGACACAGGAAGGAGCUGGGGAUCGGGUCAGCCACCUCAGCCUGAAACAGAGCCAGAAUUCUAUGGGGGUGGCGGUGGUGGGGGCUCCAGAGUAGGCGUGGGCCACUCUCGAGACGGUGGUGGCGAAGAUGGAGACUCUGGUGGCCUGAGCAUCCCCUGGAAUCCCUUCUUGAUGAUCAUGGCAGGCGUGCGGGCGCGGGCAGAGGCAGACCCUUCCUUUCUGUUCAAGCUGGGCUGUGAGUGCGGGCUGGACCUAGCAAUAAUCCUCACAGUGAACCUGGCCUGCCGACGAGACAAGUUCCUGCGUGAGCUGGACUUUGUCCUGUCCCAGUGCUGCGUGUCGCUGCUGUGCGAUUUCGCGCUGGUGUAUCUGCUGGCUCCCACCAUGCGCCAGAGCGUGGCGGCCAAGGGCCGAUUCAGCCGCAAGAUCGCCGCGCUGCCCUCGCAUGUGUUCCAAUCGCCGCCCCCGGGCCACCCAGGGUUCACGCUGGGGCAGCGAGCGGCAUGCUUCUGCGUGAAGGCGGGCCAGUACGGCGCUGUCGGCUUUGUCAUGGGCUGCGCAGGCACGCCUCCCAAUUCUCAGCCUGUCCUUCUUCUUUGGCAGAGGAGCGCGCUGGUGCAUGCAAUGACGGCAGCACGGGAGCGAUUCGACUCCGCAUUUGAGCCGCCGCCCACGGAGCAGCCGAUCGCCGGCACGGGACUGGGAUGGCUGUACUUCAUGGGGCUCAACUCGAACGUGCGCUACAACGCCCUCAACGCUGCGGAGGACGUCCUGUACGCCAGGUUCCCGGGCCCGCGAUCGAAGAUGCUGUCGGUGCUGCUGCGGCUGGGCAACAACUUCUUCGGCGCGCACGCAUGGAUGGGCUGUGCGCGCGCGCUGAAGUUGAACCGGCCGCGCGCUGUAAAAGCGCGCAAGAAGGACGACCGCUUCCUGGACCCAACAGGAUCCUCCCUCGCGCUGUCUUGA